This is a messenger RNA of Nerophis ophidion (straightnose pipefish), 1204 nucleotides long. RefSeq names its product galectin-related protein B-like. The coding region runs from base 195 to 731 and encodes 178 amino acids. The transcript is spliced from 5 exons. Gene Ontology annotation, molecular function: carbohydrate binding. The record is from RefSeq and is a predicted model, not a curated record. Lineage: Eukaryota; Metazoa; Chordata; Actinopteri; Syngnathiformes; Syngnathidae.
AACAGACGGGGAUUAAGAGUGUGUAAUUAUGUAGAAGCAGACGUCAGCAGAUAAACGGCCGCCGCUGCGUGGGGAUGCCCUCCUGCUAGCAGGCGGAGGUCCCAAGCCAGGCCCGGCGGGGGCAGCGCUCCACUCCCCUCCCUGCCCUCCCUCCUGUCUCCUCCCUCCCUCCUCCAGGACAGGACAGCAUCAAGAUGGCGGUGCAGGCAGCAGAAAACGACGCGAUUAACGUGGAGGAUGAGCAGCUGAACGACUCGCUGGGCAGCGCCGGCCUCAUCUCACCUGACAAGGAGGAUCUAGCACGUCUUCUGACGGUGCCUUUCAGCGGACGCAUCAGGGGCGGCAUGAGGCCCGGGAAGAAGAUCAUAGUGAUGGGUAUUGUGGACCUGGAGCCGGACAGCUUCGACGUGAGCCUGACGUGCGGACGGGACUUGGACAAGGAGGCUCCGGCGUACGACGUGGCCCUGAAGCUCACCGCCCGCUUCUCGGACCGGCAGUUCCUACGCGGCGCUCGCAUCGCCGGGAAGUGGACCCAGGAGGAGGCCUCCACCGCCUACUUCCCCUUCAUCCCCGAUCAGCCUUUCAGGGUGGAGAUCCACUGCGAGCACCAGCGGUUCCGAAUAUUCGUGGACGGACACCAGCUCUUUGACUUUUACCACAAAGUAAAAUCUUUGACGUCCAUCGACACCGUGCGGAUAGCCGGAGACCUACAGAUCACCAAGCUGGGCUAACGGCACAGGCCGCCGCUCAAAAGGUUGUGCGUUUGUGCGUGCGUGCAUGUAUGUAUGUGUGUGUUUGUGGGGGUGCGCGGCAAGGACUUGGCACACAUAACUAAUCACACACACACACGCACACACACACAUACAAAAAGCUCCAAUGGGAAGUUUUUCUGCUUUCUUUCUUUGGAUUUUCUUUUCUCUUCUUUUAUUCUUGCGUCACUUUUGUCACAUUUCACAGCAUUUUUUUUUUCAGGAAAUGUGCAUACCAACAAACCUUUGCUUAUGCAACGUGCACGUGUGUCUGAUUGGACCUCGGGCGUUUUUUUUUUUGUUCUUGAUCCGCACUUUUUACGAAGGCAGAGAUAUUAUUAUUAGAUAGUCACGAUAUUCUGGGUAAUUUCCAGCUAAACACCAAUUACGAUAACUUACUGUAUAUUAUAUGUGUUGUUUUUAAAUGGAGAUAGUUUCAGGUGGCUGGGAAUGUU